This is a messenger RNA of Hevea brasiliensis (rubber tree), 966 nucleotides long. Its product is annotated as V-type proton ATPase subunit c''1. Gene Ontology annotation, molecular function: proton-transporting ATPase activity, rotational mechanism. Gene Ontology annotation, biological process: proton transmembrane transport. Lineage: Eukaryota; Viridiplantae; Streptophyta; Magnoliopsida; Malpighiales; Euphorbiaceae. The record is from RefSeq and is a predicted model, not a curated record. The transcript has 4 exons. The coding region runs from base 186 to 734 and encodes 182 amino acids. Gene Ontology annotation, cellular component: proton-transporting V-type ATPase, V0 domain.
AUUUUAACACGUGUCUCUAAGUGGUACGAGCAAGCAGCACGUGUUAUAACCCUGCACCGUCACUUUUCUUCCUCGGGCAUAAUCGCGAAAUUAUAACGGAGAAAACCUGAAGUCUUCAAUCAGAUCCAUCGGAUCACAUUCGCAUCAACGAGGAGAAGCAGAAACCAGAAGCAAAGAAGAAGAUAAUGUCAGGGUCCGCCAUGGUGGGAGAUCCGAGCUCCUGGUCGCGCGCGUUGGUAAAGAUUUCUCCUUACACAUUCUCCGCCGUUGGCAUCGCCAUUGCUAUCGGCGUCUCUGUUCUCGGCGCUGCCUGGGGAAUUUACAUAACUGGAAGCAGUUUGAUUGGAGCUGCGAUCAAGGCUCCUCGCAUUACUUCUAAAAAUCUGAUCAGUGUAAUCUUUUGUGAAGCUGUUGCUAUAUAUGGUGUUAUUGUGGCGAUUAUUCUACAAACAAAACUAGAGAGUGUUCCUGCUGCACAGAUAUAUGCUCCAGAGUCCCUUAGAGCUGGAUAUGCAAUAUUUGCCUCUGGGAUCAUUGUAGGCUUUGCUAACCUUGUCUGUGGGCUGUGUGUAGGAAUAAUUGGCAGCAGCUGUGCACUGUCUGAUGCUCAAAACUCCUCACUCUUUGUGAAAAUUCUUGUGAUUGAGAUCUUUGGUAGUGCGCUUGGGUUGUUUGGAGUGAUCGUUGGAAUAAUUAUGUCAGCUCAAGCGACAUGGCCUGCAAAAACAGCGUGAUUGUUGUUCUUUCCAGAACACGAAAAUCAAUCGUGACGGAGUGCAUAUUUGUUAUGCAAUGCCAAAUAGACUGUAUUUUAUUCUUUUAAUAUUUCUUGUUAGGCAUGUAAAAACUGAUAUGGAAAUGAGAUGCUAUCUUCUUUUGAUUUUAGUCGUAGACUGCAUUUACCCAACUGAAAAAUAAGAUCUUGAGCAAAGAAGUAUUGGUGCAAUUUGAAGGAUGGUCGUUUAA